This is a messenger RNA of Rodentolepis nana, 1485 nucleotides long. The record is from the annotation of a GenBank genome assembly. NCBI's taxonomy places the organism in Eukaryota, Metazoa, Platyhelminthes, Cestoda, Cyclophyllidea, Hymenolepididae.
AUGGCUGAUCGUCACCUUCAGGCUAGUUCUCCAGAAAGUUUAAUAAGUGAUCAACUCAGUUUCAUCCAAAAUAUAAUAGAUGGGCUAUCCGAAGAGGGGCGAGACGAGAUUCGCAAAGUUAAAAAACAUUAUAAAGAUCUUAUCAAAGACCAAUAUCAUUUUCGCACAAAAAUUAUUACCGAGAUUCCAAAUUUCUGGCAAAUCGUCUUGAUUAAUCAUAGCGUCAUUCGAAAGAUUAUCACCAAGGAAGAUAAAGAAGUUCUCGCUUUCUUGCACGCUGUUGAGGUAGAAGAGUAUGAAGACAAGAUUAACUCUGGGUACAAAAUUAACUUUUACUUCCUUGAAAACAGAUGGUUCACCAACCAUUGCCUCACUCGGGAGUACUUGUUUAAAGAGAGUCAAAAUUCUAUUGUCAACGUACCAACAAUGAGAUGGAAUAAAGGCAUGUGUCUGUUUGAUAAUGGAAAGGACGUAGAUGAAGAAGGUUACUCAAAUCGAUCUGGUUUCUUCUCUUGGCUUCAGUUCGAACGCAAAGCUGUCGGAGACACUAUUGGUGUUUAUAUCAAGGAAGAACUUUGGCCUAACCCCUUUAAAUACUACUUUAAUUCUGAUCCCAACCCAAGUGAACGUGGCGCCUGCAAGGGAAUGAGAGUUUUGAAUACCUUGCGGUUCCGGCUUCAGUUUCAAGUGGAUAUGGCUUCUCAACCUAAGAAGGCUCGCACUGAAAACGAUAUUCCUGAUAAUGCACCUAACGUUGAUCAUGCUGUCUUGGAGAGCGUCGACGCUGUCCAAGAAGCGAUCGACAGCCUAAACAAAAAGGCCAGUGUUGAAAUACUUAAGGUUGAACAAAAGUACAACAAACUCCGCAAACCUCACUAUGAACAUCGAGCUCGACUUCUUGCCAAUAUCCCCGCUUUCUGGCAGAGUGUCUUUAUCAAUCAUAGACAUAUGCGCAGACUAGUUACUGAGGAUGAUCAAAAAGUUCUUGCUUUCUUACGAGCUGUGGAAGUCCAAGAAUUCGAAGAUAUUACAUCUGGAUACAAAAUUAAUUUCUUCUUUGAUGAAAAUGAUUGGUUCACCAAUGAUUGCCUCACACGUGAAUACCAUGUCGGCGCAAAGGGUGAGCCCAUUGUUACCGCCACUAAAAUCAACUGGAAGCCGGGCAUGUGUUUGUUUGAUAAUCCAGAUAACGGUAAAAAACACAAUGUUGAUGAUGAAGUGCAAGAACGAUCCGGUUUCUUUACCUGGUUUGAGUUCGAAUGCAAUGCGGUCGGUGAUGUAAUUGGCGAUUACAUUAAGGACGAACUCUGGCCUAAUCCUCUUCAAUAUUUCUUGAAUCCUGAGCCUGAUUCUGACGAUGAGGUAGAUGAAGAUCUCUUAGACGAGGAAGAUAGCCAGGAAGAAGAUGAGGAAGAGGUGGAUGACGAUGCUGAUCAGGAGGGUUAUGAUGAUGGGGAGGGCGAAGACGCCGAUGAUAAAGAGUAA